Messenger RNA from Salmo salar (Atlantic salmon), 4903 nucleotides. NCBI's taxonomy places the organism in Eukaryota, Metazoa, Chordata, Actinopteri, Salmoniformes, Salmonidae. The record is from RefSeq and is a predicted model, not a curated record.
CCAAACGCAGCGCAUUCACCUAGGUCACAGUAAAAUUAGGUUGACGGUUUGUGCGUGUUUAUUUAUUAUGCGUUGAUUAAUUUGAAGCUCAAUAUGCAUUUAGAAUUUCUCUCCAAUCGCGUGUAUCCUAAUUCGGGAGGUUAUACAAACUUUCAGUGUAGCAGGUUACAUAAAAAAAGCAACCAGUGAUUGGACGAAGUCAAUUCUCGGUCUGUUUUUAUCGACCAAUUCAUUCAUUAAUUUUAUUUAAAAAAAAUUCACACAUAGAUGUUAUAGACUUCACUGAUAUGGAUGUUCGUUUGGAAAACCACUUGGAUUAUUUUAUCCACGACAAUACUGCUGCUGCGGUGUUGAGUCCAGAAAUGCUGUCAGUUGCACGGGAAGCCUUCGGUGCUGGGGACUUCAACCUCCUUGCUGACAUCUAUAGCUCCCAGCUGGCGGAUCUCCGACACCCGGACCGGAGCCUCUGCCUCCUGAAAGCGGACGCUCUCAGCCGGGCAGGGCGGAUAGCGGACGCUCUGGAUUCAUACUGCACCGCCGCCAACUUGGACAGGUUACGACCAAACGAACUAGGGUCUCUCGUGGACUGUAUUGCGCACACUCUGCGCGUAAAAGAAUGCCUAAAAGAAUGCACAGACUCCGAUGGGGUUUCCGAUGAUGAGCAUUCGUUGGACCUGUUCUCAUGUCGGCUUUGCAAGUGCUUGUUAAUCGAGCCAACAACUUUGGAAUGCGGCCAUACAUUCUGUAAACCAUGCAUUGAGGAUGACGGUAUCAAAGAAUGUGAAUUAUGUCGUUACAAACUGAACGAAACAAGUAGAGAAUUAAAACCAAUCUGUUUUAAAGUGAAUAUAAUACUCAGUGGCCUGUUGGGUAAAUGGUUUUGCGCAGAGAGUGAAGCAAGAAGAUGCUGGCUUGAAGGGGAUAGAAUGCGGAACGAACGCGGCUUUAUCAACGCUCUUGAAAAAUACAACAACGCUCUUGAAAAAGCCCCUUCUAUGUGUAGGCUGCUGGGCCGACGGGCAGAGCUACACAUGGAGAUGAGCAACUUCAGACAGGCCGUACAGGAUGGAGAAGCUAUGUGUCGACUAACGCCCCUCUCUCCCAAGGCUCACUACGUGAAGGCCCUGGCUCUGAACAAAGCCGGCUAUAAUGAAGAGGCCCUGCAAGAAUACUUCUACUGUCUGGCUUUGAAGCCAGACUGGACGUCAGUCAAGCUGGAAACGCAGAAGAUGCUGAGUGAGAUGUUCUCCAUGUUUACUACAGACGGUCUCUCCACGUCAUCACUCCGCCACCACCAAACAGGCCCCGCCUCCCACCUCAAACCGGCCUCCCUUCUCCUCGGCUCCCUCCAUUCUACCCCUCGUAGAUGGAGCCAAACCCCUAUUGGCCGUAGAGACAGUUUGUCUGACACUGGAGCAGAGACCAAGUCCUCAUGUGAGGACUCCAAGACCCUGGCUUCUGUCGUGGCUGCCUUACCUCUCCCCCCUGGGCUAAAGAGGAAGUUCUCAGACGAGCCCCAAGGCUCUGCACCCCCCAACAAGCUGCCCAGAAAAGUCUUGUGUUCAGAUGAGUCAAGCUCAUCCCAGAUGCCUGCUGCUUGUUGCAGUGAGAGGAGAGAGGUGCCCUCUCAGCUCCUGGAUAGCGCUGACAUGGACUGCUCUGUUUGUAUGAGGCUGUUCUACGAGCCAGUCACCACCCCCUGUGGACACACAUUCUGCAUGAAGUGUCUUGAGCGCUGUCUGGACCACAACCCCAACUGCCCCCUGUGUAAAGAGAACAUUACAGAGUACCUGGCCACAAGAGGGUACCAUAAGACCCUGCUGAUGGAGGAGGUGCUGCAGCGCUACCUGUCUGAGGAGCUGGCUGAGAGGAGCAAGGUGCACCAGGAAGAAAUGGCAGAGCUGUCAAACUUGACCCAGGAAGUGCCCAUCUUCAUCUGCACCAUGGCAUUUCCCACAAUCCCCUGCCCCCUGCAAGUCUUCGAGCCGUGUUAUAGGCUGAUGAUCCGACGCACUAUGGAGACGGGAACCAAGCAGUUUGGAAUGUGCAUUGCUGACGACAUCAAAGGCUUCGCAGACUACGGCUGCAUGUUGGAGGUGAAAGACGUGAAGUUCCAACCAGACGGGCGCUCGGUGGUCGACACGGUCGGAGUGUCCCGCUUCAGAGUGCUGAGCCACGGCCACCGUGACGGCUACAACACAGCCAAGAUAGAGCACCUGGAGGACCAGAAGGUGGAUGGAGAGGAGCUGGUGGAGCUGCAGAAGCUGCAUGACUGUGUGUACGAGCAGGCCAGCACCUGGUUCACCUCCCUCAAAGACAACAUGAAGAACCAGAUUGUCAGCCACUUUGGACAACUGCCCGAAAAAGACUGUGACCUACAGGGGAGUGCCAGUGGUCCUGCAUGGUGUUGGUGGCUGCUGGCUGUACUGCCCCUGGAGAAGAGAGCCCAGCUAAGCAUCCUGGCCAUGACCACUCUCCGAGAGCGCCUCAGCACCACCCGCCGGGUGCUCAGCCUUGUCACACGCAAACACCCGCCACCACGGCGACCAUCUUCAUCAUCAGCAGCAUCAUCACUGUAGUGGCCCCCCUGGAGGUGAUCAGUUUAGAAUCAUCUGGGCCCAGUUAGAUUUUGACAAUCUGGAUUUCGCCUAUCGGCUAGGAUAAAAUGCAUAUGAAUAGAACAGGAGUCCCCGUUGAAGUCAGUUAUUUUUCUGUUCUAUUAAUUAUAUUUCUAUGCAUUUUAAUCCUAUCCGAUAGACGAAAUCCAGAUAGAUCAUUUUUGGAAAACUGGGCCCUGGAGAAGAAGGGAGAAACUCAAUUUUCCUCAGCUCUAGCCUCAGAUAGUUUCAACAGUGGGGAUGAUUUACCAGUGUUGUUCAUGAUCUCAGGAAUGGUUUCUACUUGAGUCUUACAAAAAGGAUCGAUGGACUAGCCCCACCCAGCCAAAACACAUAAAUGGGUGUCAGGUUUGCGCACAUAUCUUUGGGUCAAUUCCAUUAAGUCCUGUUUCGUCAUGUUUAUGUGUGGUACAUUAGGUUUAUCUUGUUUUAUUGUUGACCUGUGUACAAAUGAGGCCUUCAAUUAUUUUUGCAAUAUGUUUUUUUCUACCAUUCGUCAUGUGAAGCCAAUUUUCAUGUACAGAAAUGUAGCAUUUUUCUAUGGGACAUAAUUAAUAGAAUAAUGCACACCAUCCCUUACUGGAACAACAUGUUCUAGUGUAUAUUGGUAAUCGUGGCAGGAGGGAGCGCUUGAUGCGAGCAAGAGAAAAAUAGCAGCACAAGACAUUGUAGUAGCACCAAAGAUCCACAGGGUGGCAGUAAAUGUGUGAGCUAAGAGGAUCGAUGCAGACAAUCCUACAUUUGAACAGAUGUUCUUUUGCGGUGGACAGAUCCUCUGUCAUAAAAACAAUGGACAGUAGGACAACACCCCUGUCAUUCAACAGCCUAGUUUGAGUUUAGUUAAAUGAUUCAAAGCUCAAUUUAAAUAUAGUACGCCUAACUCAUGUCUUUAAGUGGCUUCAUAGCUAGUCAACCAUCUUGAUUAAUUAACCAAUGAUUUUUCAACUCGCUCAAUUCCCCAGAUGCACAUCGGAACUAAUGUUUUCAGCCUCUCCAUGUUGUUUUCCCAGCAACACUGCUGUGUUCUCCUGGUCUAGCCAGACUGCUCACAGGAGCUGAAGUUGGUUUUAAAAACGGUGUCUUUGUCCCGGGUUGAAGUCCCUUAAGGGAAUGUUUAUCUUUGGCUGCUGUACAGCAGGGCUGUCAAACUCAUUCCACAGAGGGCUGAGUGUCUAAGGGUUUUUGUUUUUUCCUUUCAAUUAAGACCUAGACAACCAGGUGAGGGGAGUUCUUUACUAAUUAGUGACCUUAAAUCAUCAGUCAAGUACAAGGGUGGAGCGAAAAGCUGCAGACACUCAGCACUCUGUGGAAGGAGUUUGACGUGCUGUACAGUAAUAAUGAGGCCAAGUGGUGUUUCUUUCCACUGUGCUGUUUUGAGGCAUGCAGGCACUCACCUUCAUAGUUAUCUACAUGAGUCUAUUCCAAAAUCACACAGUGGGUCUCUCUCCCCCCACAAACAGAGGUUGUCAAGAGGCCUGGGCAAAGGCACAAAAUAUGCCAUUUUGCAAAUUGUAAGGACGGGUGUACUCUGUGUGGGCACCACAUUAAAAGCGUCUGUGACUUAACGUAUCUCUCACUCACACAGUCAGAUCUAGGAGAUGCAGUCAGGUGAGUAAUUUGGGUUACUAUGAAGUCAGAACCGGAAAUGACACAUAUUUGUAGACAAUGAGUCACCUCCGUGCUCUGUCAUCACCUGAUCUGGAUUCUCCCCCAAUUGAUUCAUUAGCCAAACCCUCUUGAUAAACACACGCCUUCAUUCUCCCAGACCAGUGGAGGCUGCUGAGUGGAGGACAGCUCAUAAUAAUGGCUGGAAGGGCACCAAUGGAAUGGCUUCAAACCAUGUGUUUGAUGUAUUUGAUACCGUUCCACUGUUUCCGUUCUAGCCAUUACCACGAGCCCGUCCUCCCCAGUUAAGGUGCUGCCAACCUGUAUCACAGACCCAUUUGCAGAAAUUGCUCACUACAUUUUUUGGUUACAGGAAUGUGAAAAUUGCAUUUUAUUGCAUUCAAUUAAUCGUAACUUAUACCUUUUAAAUGUAUGAUUUUGUUACUUGUGUGUUAAUUGUCAAUUUGAGUGUGUUGGCCACGCCUACUAAUUGGCCAAACCUGAUCUUAAUUGGUUUGUGUCUUGAAAGGGGGUCUGUUUGAAUAGUGUGAAAAUAAUGCUUCGCAGAGGUAGACAUGCUAUAUUCUCUGCAGGAAAGAUUUUUGUUGUUUUAAUAACCCUUUAGCAUGGUCUCUUGAACCAUUUGUUUUAUAGCCUAAUAAAUAUUUAUUGAAUUCUGA